AUGGCCCCGUGGCCCGCACCUCCUCUGCCUCCGCCUCCGCCUCCACCUCUGGCAGCGCCGCCGCCGCCCGGCGCCUCUGCUAAGGGGCCGCCGGCGCGCAAGCUGCUUUUUAUGUGCACCUUGUCCCUGUCCGUCACCUACCUGUGCUACAGUCUCCUGGGCGGCUCGGGCUCCCUGCAAUUCCCUUUGGCGCUGCAGGAGCCGCCGGGCUCCGCCGCCGCGCCCCCGCCGAGCCCGCCGGCACCCUCUCUGGUGCCUCCCCCCGUGCGCCUCGGCGCCCCCUCGCAGCCGCCCGCGCCGCCGCCGGACAACGCAAGCCGCGGGGAGCCACCCGAGUCCACCGAGCAGCCUGCAGCCCCCGGGGCCGACGGCUGGGGUCUGGCGAGCGGCGGCGGAGGCGCCCGGGACGCCUGGCUCCGGACCCCGCUGGCACCCAGCGAGGUGAUCACGGCGCAGAGCGCGCUGCUGGAGAGGGAAGCGCAGGAGUCCAGCACCACCGACGAGGAGCUCGCAGGCCGAAGGGCGGCCAACGGGAGCAGCGAGAGGGGCGGCGCCGCCAGCACCCCUGAUUACGGGGAGAAGAAGCUGCCACAGGCGCUUAUCAUCGGGGUCAAGAAAGGGGGGACCCGCGCGUUGCUGGAGGCCAUCCGAGUCCACCCAGACGUGCGGGCGGUGGGUGUAGAGCCGCACUUCUUCGACAGGAACUACGAAAAGGGGCUGGAGUGGUACAGAAAUGUGAUGCCUAAGACCUUGGAUGGGCAGAUAACCAUGGAGAAGACACCAAGUUACUUUGUGACAAAUGAAGCUCCCAAGCGCAUCCACUCCAUGGCCAAGGACAUCAAACUGAUUGUGGUGGUGAGAAACCCCGUGACCAGGGCCAUCUCCGACUACACUCAGACACUGUCAAAGAAACCCGAGAUCCCCACCUUCGAGGUGCUGGCUUUCAAAAACAGGACCCUGGGGUUGAUCGAUGCAUCCUGGAGUGCCAUUCGAAUAGGGAUCUAUGCGCUGCACCUGGAAAACUGGCUGCAGUAUUUCCCCCUCUCUCAGAUCCUCUUUGUCAGUGGUGAGCGACUCAUAGUAGACCCCGCGGGGGAAAUGGCCAAAGUACAGGAUUUCCUUGGCCUCAAGCGUGUUGUGACUGAUAAACAUUUCUAUUUCAACAAAACCAAGGGGUUCCCUUGCCUAAAGAAGCCAGAAGACAGCAGCGCCCCAAGAUGCUUAGGCAAGAGCAAAGGUCGGACUCAUCCCCGCAUCGACCCAGAUGUGAUCCACAGACUACGGAAAUUCUACAAACCCUUCAACAUGAUGUUUUACCAAAUGACUGGUCAAGAUUUCCAGUGGGAGCAGGAAGAGAGUGACAAAUGAGGCUAGAGAUGUGGAGAGAAGGCUAGUGAAUAGCUGUGGAGGUUCCUUACCUGAGUCCUGAAACUCCCCAGGGUCUGCACCCUCAGCCUUGCAGGAGUGCCAAGUAUAUUUCCUCUCUCAUCCCAGCAGGAUUGCCUCUAAUGCUGUUGGUUUAGGCACCGGAGUGAAUCCCAUGACAUCCCCAUAGAGGACCCAGGGCUGUCUAAAACUGGACAACAGCAUCUGGUUGACCAGAUGGCCACCAGAACCCACUGCUAAUGUUUGUCUUCUGCUAGUUAAUAGUCUGAAGACAGAGGAUAAAUAGUUGUCAAGGUCAGAGACAGUACCAUGAAUGUUUUAUUUGAAUGCUAGAAAGGAAGGUCUCCUUGGUGGGAGCUCUCACUUUGGUUUGGGGAGCUUGGGUUCUAGCCCUGUACCUGGCACAGUUACCUGCUGUAUAAACCUCUGCUUUGGCGUCUCUCCAGAAUGCUAUUUGUGGCUGAGUGUUCUAGGACCCCUAGGGAGAAAGAUCCUCCCUCUAAGUUGUCUCUAGCCUUCUCCUUAAAGUCCUUAUCCCACAACUCCUUGACUUGCCCCAUGUCCCCCAUCAGUAUGAAGGCAGAGACAUGCACGUUCUUCACCAAAAAAAAAAAAAAAAGCUGAAAAGCUGACACCAUAUAAGUCUAUUUCUAAGAGCCCUCUAAGGGGGUUGGGUCUCUCUCCUCAUAAGUAUCCUGGGUUGUGGAGAUGUUUAGCAUUUGCCCUAAGGUUGGAAUCAGGCCUACAGGGCUGAUCUAAGAGUGGUUGAUUGCACCUGAGCCCUGAGGCUGGCAAAGAUGAGGGUGAAAGAAGAAAGCCAGUCCUCCUGGUGAGAGAUGUCCUUACCUCAAGACCCUCUCCUUCAGUGCCAUGAUUCUGAGUCAUGCGAUUCGUGUGGGAUCUGUCCCUUAGGGUCCCCAGAGGGGCAAGGACCAGAGAGCUGGCAUAUCGCUUGUCCCGAAUAACCCUUAGAACACAAUGGGGAGGGGAGCAGUUACCAUUCUGUAGUCCCUUCUAUUUGCCCCACCCAUGGCCCCUCACGCUCAUCUCAUGCUCCAUUUGCCCUGUUCAGAGAUGGCAUGUAUGGGGACACAGCUAGAAGCUGACUCCAUUUGUUGGAUCUAGUUUAUGGGGAGGGUGGGGGAGGACAAGGGCUGUCUGCAGACACCCCCAUCAAGGGCUGCCAAAUAGUGUCCCUUCCCAUUAGUUUGAUUCAAUUAAAAUGCAGCAUUUGACAUAAAGCACUUGUUCACAAAUCUCCAAAACCAGGAAUUGUUCUCGUAAAAUUGGAAAGAUGUAUGAAGGGGGGGGGAGUUAAAUUUGUUCAGCUGUUAUUAAACUGUCAUUUCUCCCGCUAAAUGAAAACUGUGUUGUUAUAAAGCUUAAUGCAACCUGAUUAAUGGGUUCUGAUGGCGUGUUUGUGUUGGUUACCUCCACCCCCAUCCCCUCACCUAGACUGCUGGGAGCACACUUUCUGAGAUGGCCAGAAGGACCAAGCCCAAAGACCCUGAGAGAAUUUUGUCUGCAGGACAGGAUGGGUCUUGAAACAGCACAAAGAA
This is a messenger RNA of Loxodonta africana (African savanna elephant), 2945 nucleotides long. It is a transcript of the gene HS3ST4, whose product is annotated as heparan sulfate-glucosamine 3-sulfotransferase 4. Bases 1 to 1368 code for a protein of 455 amino acids. Gene Ontology annotation, molecular function: [heparan sulfate]-glucosamine 3-sulfotransferase activity. The transcript is spliced from 2 exons. The record is from RefSeq and is a predicted model, not a curated record. Lineage: Eukaryota; Metazoa; Chordata; Mammalia; Proboscidea; Elephantidae.